AUGGUGGAGGCAUUGAUUUUUGAAUGGGUGUUGAAGGCCCUGUGUUGCAAGGGAGAGAGCCAGCAGAGGCGUCGCGUCGCUACCACCACAUCCACAGUCCUGCUGAAACACGAGUUGUUUGUGGACAUGACCUGUGAAGGCUGCUCCAGUGCAGUCAGUCGGGUGCUCAACAAGCUGGGAGGAGUUGAGUUUGGCCUUGACCUGCCUAACGAGAAGGUUUGCGUCAACUCUGAGCACAGCGUGGAUCUUCUGCUGGAGACCCUGGGAAAAACAGGACAAGCUGCUUCCUACCUCGGCCCCAAGUAGUGAGGGCCUGGACCCUGGGCCCAAGAUGGAGCAAAGCGGGCAGGCCGCUGAUCCUCUCCUGCCUUCCCGACAGACCUGGGCCUGGCAGUCCUACUCAGCAGUGGGAGUUCCUACAGAGACCCUCACUUGCCCUGCUCCUCCCUAGCGUCCCUGCAAUAAAAUCGAGCCACUUUGGUUGUAAGUGUUAAAAAAAAAAAAUAGUGCAAGGGCAAUUAAUUGUGCAAGGCAUUUAUUUUAUUAAGGGUAGAAAAUAUUUCCGUAGAUUGAUAAUGUGAUAGAUGAUUAACUUGGAUCAUGUUAUAGAUGAUUCAUUGCCUCCUUAGUUAAGGCAACAAGUCCUUUAUGAGAUUCAACCCUAGCUGGUAUACUUAGAAUGGUAAUUUUCUUUUUUUUUUUAAAGUUUAUUUAUUUUGAGAGAGUGAGAGAGCACGUGGGAGCAGGGGAGAGGCAGAGAGAGAGAGAGAGAGAAUCCCAAGCCAGCUGUCAGUACAGAGCCCAGCGCAGGGCUCGGACUCAUGAACCGUGAGAUCCUGACCUGAGCCGAAAUCUAAAUGUUUAAUCAUCUCAGCCACCCAGGCGCCCCUAAAAUGGUAAUUUCUGAGAAGAGAAGGUCUUUGGAUCAUCAUAUUCUCAUUAUAUAAAGAAGCAGUUUUGAGAAGCUGUGAUUUGCCACCAGGUCAUAGAGCUAAUGACAUAAAUCACUUUCACAAAGGAAUCUAAUUUCUAAAAUCAUACAUUCUAAAAUAACCCAAAGUUACCCUGGUCCUUUAUCUUCCUCUCUUUCGGACCCAUCCUGUAAUUCCAGCCCAUCACAUGCAGCCUCUGAAAGGUCCACUCAGCCACCCCAAAUCAGGGUGGUUAUGUGUGUAUAAUUUCUUUCUGGAUGAAAUGUGAUUUCCUUCUUGAGUCUUAAAUUUUACUUUGAUUUCAGUGCCUUGGAUUAAUCAACCUAAUUAGACAGUUAAUGUCUAGAGACUAUUUUUCAUGCAUAUCAUGUCAGUGGUUUUUUUGUGUGUGUGCUACAUGAUACUUGAGGUUGGAAUGUCAGAAAAAUGUAGCUCUUACCAUUCAGUAAAUGUUCCAGUUGUUAAAUAAUCAUAUUGCCCUGUACACCAUAUUAAGCAUUUUGUUUUACUAAUUGUAAUAAAUAUCUAACAUAAGGACAAAUGCUUUUAGGUAUUUUUGGGUAUUAUUAACCUUUAUUUUACAGGGUAGGGCUUAGAAAUACUACCUCCGGUUUCAGAUAGUGGCUCCACUUAAUUGUAUGACUUGGACACGUUUUUGGACUCCAGUGUGCUUUUAUUCAUUGUCACGAUGGUUUGUUUAGCUGUAAAUAAUACAUAAAGUGCUUAGAAUGGGGCUUGGCAUAUGUUGAGCAUUUGACUAUUUGCUGAAUGGUGGAUGGAUGUAGUUUUGGUGGUAGUAUGUGCUGAUUAAACUGAUAAAAAUAUAUGGAUAAUGAUUAGUAUGUGUCCCCUAAAGUUAGAGAUUGAAUGUGUUUAAUAGCGUUUUAUUAAUUUCAGUAAGCUAAAAAGAGGAAAUUGAAAAUCCUUAGAACAUCUUUUGUUUCCUUUUGAUUAUAUUUUGUUUGUAUUUUAACACUCUUCAUCAGUUACCUACUCUUCUAAAUAAAUCAGCUUCUUAUAUAAAGAAUAAGCUAACUGGGGCGCCUGGGUGGCUCAGUCGGUUAAGCGGCCGACUUCGGCUCAGGUCAUGAUCUCACAGUCCGUGAGUUCGAGCCCCGUGUCGGGCUCUGUGCCGACAGCUCAGAGCCUGGAGCCUGCUUCAGAUUCUGUGUCUCCCUCUCUCUGACCCUCCCCCAUUCAUGCUCUGUCUCUCUCUGUCUCAAAAAUAAAUAAACGUUAAAAAAAAAAAAAUAAAGAAUAAGCUAACUAUAUGAUGAGGGACAAGAGCAGUUUAUUUUGUCUGUAAACAGGAAUCACUUAUAAAUGAGUUUAAGGUAAACAUAUUAUUUUAGUUUGUUGAAUGCCAUGGAAUAUUACCACUGAAGCCAAAGGAAUUGUUUAGAAAAACUGUUGAUGUGAUGGUAGGAUUAUUAUAAGCCAAAAUAAUUCACUCCUGGGGAUAGAAUU
Messenger RNA from Panthera uncia (snow leopard), 2399 nucleotides. RefSeq names its product copper transport protein ATOX1-like. The record is from RefSeq and is a predicted model, not a curated record. Gene Ontology annotation, biological process: copper ion transport. NCBI's taxonomy places the organism in Eukaryota, Metazoa, Chordata, Mammalia, Carnivora, Felidae. Gene Ontology annotation, cellular component: cytosol. The transcript is spliced from 2 exons. Gene Ontology annotation, molecular function: metal ion binding; copper chaperone activity. The coding region runs from base 1 to 306 and encodes 101 amino acids.